AUGGUCGGCAGAGUCGUCUUCUGGACAGGCUUCGGCCUCGUCGUCCGCUUCUGGCAACUCGGCAUCGAGAUGCGGCCCUUCUUCAACAAGGGCUCGCUGUGGGCGUACCCUCUAUUUGGUGCUGUGGGCGGUAGCUUUGGAUACUGGCUUCAGGGUGUGGACGAGCGCCAGGCGAAAACACUGGCAGAUCGCAAGCAGACGAUUUUGGAGAAGCGCGCGCGGCGUGCUGAGCGCCAGGCUAGUGCGGCGGCGGCGGCGCCGACGGAGGUUGUUGCGUGA
Dichotomopilus funicola is the source of this 279-nucleotide messenger RNA. RefSeq lists its product as uncharacterized. The record is from RefSeq and is a predicted model, not a curated record. The coding region runs from base 1 to 279 and encodes 92 amino acids. The transcript has 2 exons. NCBI's taxonomy places the organism in Eukaryota, Fungi, Ascomycota, Sordariomycetes, Sordariales, Chaetomiaceae.